UGUCCAACAAACCAAAACGUCCGAUAUUAAUUAAAGGCUAAGCCGAGCAAACAUCUCUGGAGUUGGGAUCCAUCGACAUCUAUCAUCCACAAACGGUUGAACUCUCCGCCAAGUCGCCGAUUCUCUUCGCGGUUUCAUCCUCCGUCAGACGCCAACACGCAGCACAUCAGCAGCACCGCAGCACGCCUCUUCAUUCGUCAACUACUCACAUCACUCCCGUCGCUCAGUCGCCUGCUCUCCGCCACUCAACCUUCAGCGGCUCAGUCAAUCCAGGAAGUUCUGGGAUCACACGUAGUCAUCAUCAUCCAGAAUGGCAGAGCCCUCUAUUGCUUCUUUGGCAUUGAGUGAUGACAGUAAUGUCAUCACUGAUAACCAAUCCAUAUCUAACCCUGAUGAUGACAGUAUCCAAACCGUUACAUCUGGGGACACACUGUAUAAAUCUGCUAAAACAUUCGAAGACUUGAACUUGUCACCGGAGUUGUUGAGAGGAUUAUACGCGGAGAUGAAUUUCGAGAGGCCGAGUAAAAUUCAGGGCAUAUCUUUGCCUAUGAUUUUAACUCCACCCCAUAAAAAUCUGAUCGCCCAGGCUCACAAUGGAUCCGGAAAAACAACAUGCUUUGUGCUGGGAAUGUUGAGCCGAGUUGAUCCUAGACUCGGUGCCCCUCAGGCUCUCUGCAUCUGCCCCACUAGAGAACUUGCCAUUCAGAAUAUGGAAGUUUUGUUAAAGAUGGGAAAAUAUACUGGUAUAACAUCAGAACUGGGCAUACCACCAAGCAAGGACAACUAUGUUCCAAUUAAUAAGCGACCCCCUAUUACAGCUCAAGUCAUAAUUGGUACUCCUGGGACAAUAAAAAAGUGGGUUGUUGCUAAGAAACUGGGCACAAGUUGCAUGAAAAUUCUGGUAUUUGAUGAGGCGGACCACAUGUUAGCAGCAGGGUGGCUUUCAGGAUGACUCUAUAAAAAUAAUGAAGGCCAUUUUAAACGGCAAGGCCGAUUGCCAGGUGCUCUUGUUUUCUGCAACUUUCAAUGAAUCUGUCAAGAAUUUUGUUAAGAAAAUUGUCGAAGACCUGUUUGUUAAAGAUUACAACCAGCUUUUUGUGAAGAAGGAAGAACUUUCAUUGGAGUCUGUCAAGCAGUAUAAGGUGCAGUGUCCCGAUGAGCUUUCAAAGGUCAUGGUGGUUAAGGAUAAAAUACUUGACCUGGGUAAGAAGGUGGGACAGACAAUCAUAUUUGUGCGUUCAAGGAAUAGUGCUCAUAUGUUGCACAAAUCACUAGUGGAUCUAGGCUAUGAGGUAACAACAAUUCAAGGUGCUCUGAACCACGAAGACCGGGACGAAAUUAUUAAGGAGUUCAAGCAGGGGCUAACACAAGUUCUUAUAUCAACAGAUCUUCUUGCUCGAGGAUUUGACCAAUCCCAGGUGAAUUUGGUCGUGAAUUAUGAUCUUCCAGUGCAAUAUGAGCAUCCAUCCGAGCCAGACCAUGAAGUGUACUUGCAUAGGAUAGGUAGAGCCGGUCGUUUUGGGCGAAAAGGUGCUGUUUUCAACUUGCUUUGUAAUGAUAAAGACAACAUGUUGAUGUCCAAGAUUGAGAGCCACUUCGACAGUCCUGUGGCUGAGAUCACCUCUUGGGAAAGUGAGGAAGACUUCAAGGCUGCUUUGAAGACCGCUGGUCUGCUCUAAGUGUGGAAUGUUUGGGUGCCUUGACAACACUUUUGUUGUUACCGCUUGCGUUGCAAAUGUGAGUUUUUUGGUGGAUGUGUUAUAAUCUGUAGGAUCAUGUACUUAAAUGAACAGAUAGAGAUAGAUUUACUUCAUCCAUCUGCCUGUUUUGACUUGAAAUAUUUAAACAUGUAAUCUUUGACUAUAAUUAUUUGCAAUUAUAUAUCCUAAUACAACAAAUAUAAAGUGCUAGUUUUUUCUUAUAAAAGUUAAUUUUUGGAAAUACAUAUGUAACAA
This is a messenger RNA of Cuscuta europaea, 1955 nucleotides long. Lineage: Eukaryota; Viridiplantae; Streptophyta; Magnoliopsida; Solanales; Convolvulaceae. The record is from the annotation of a GenBank genome assembly.